Messenger RNA from Notolabrus celidotus (New Zealand spotty), 1439 nucleotides. Its product is annotated as voltage-dependent calcium channel gamma-1 subunit-like. Gene Ontology annotation, cellular component: membrane; L-type voltage-gated calcium channel complex. Gene Ontology annotation, molecular function: calcium channel regulator activity; voltage-gated calcium channel activity. The transcript has 4 exons. The coding region runs from base 1 to 687 and encodes 228 amino acids. Gene Ontology annotation, biological process: regulation of calcium ion transmembrane transport via high voltage-gated calcium channel; calcium ion transmembrane transport. Lineage: Eukaryota; Metazoa; Chordata; Actinopteri; Labriformes; Labridae. The record is from RefSeq and is a predicted model, not a curated record.
AUGUUUGAGGAGCAGGCGACAAAGGUGAAGCUCACGUCCGUGGUGAUCGUGGUGGGCAUGUCAGCGAUGCUGGCGGCGGUGGUGACCGACCACUGGGCCGUGCUCAGCCCACGGGUGGAGAAGCUCAACGCCACCUGUGAGGCAGCCCACUUUGGCCUCUGGAGGCUCUGCAAGAAGAGCAUCUUCAUCGUGGAGGCGGACCCUCAGGGCAAAGGCUGCGGCCCCAUCAGUUUACCUGGAGCAAAAAACUGCUCCUACUUCAAACACUUCACCUCGGGGGAAGAAGCUGAAGUUUUUGAAGUCAAGACCCAGAAAGAGUACAAUAUCUCAGCAGCAGCCAUCGCCAUCUUCUCCCUGUUCUUCAUGAUCCUGGGCACGCUCUGUGUCAUCUUCUCCUUUGGGAAGGGCCGGGACUACCUGCUCCGGCCUGCUGGGAUGUUCUUUGCCUUUGCAGGUCUCUGCAUCAUCAUUUCUGUGGAGGUAAUGCGUCAGUCUGUUAAGCGUAUGAUCGACAGUGACGAGACCAUCUGGAUUGAAUACUACUACUCCUGGUCCUUUACCUGCGCCUGCGCCUCCUUCACUCUCCUCAUCCUCAGUGGAGCUGCCCUGCUACUCAUUUCCAUGCCCCACAUGCCGCGUAAUCCCUGGGAGACCUGCAUGGACGCCGAGCCUGACACCCUAGAUUAGAGACAGGUGAUGCAGCUGGCAUGUCUGAAGAAAUGAUACAAAAUACAAGUGUUUUGCAUCUUUAACCCUGUAAUGACUGAUCCUCUCCAAAAUACUUUUACAGGUGUUUUCCAAAUACUGAGGUUUGUAGCUUGAUUUUCAACCUCUCCAUUGAUUUCAGUUUGUGUACGUAAAAUAUUAAAGAGCCACAGAGAGACUUGUAAUGAAGUUCACAUUAUCUAAAUAUGAUCAGGAAGGGAUGCUUCUUUGCUGGUGUGUUCAAGAGCUGAUGAAUACUCAAGUAAUAUUCAACAGUCAUCUCCAAAACAGCAUCUUCUUCCAAGAAGGCAUUUUCAAAAUUCACAUCAUCUUUUUAAGAAAGGUCUGUGUUGAGUUAUUUUUGUUUGGUGUUUGGUGCCUGAAGCAAAUUCUUAUCUGCUUACAUUUGCCUCUCUCAGAUAAGUGAGCAAAGACACAAGCUUAACUGUUGUUUAUUAAUCUAAUUUUGCCUCAACACAAUAACAAACAAUGCAUAAUUGAAACAGUAAAGAGAGAUCAUUUUGUAUUUAUUUGUAAUGUUGAUUUUACAAAGAUACACUAAUCUUCUAAUUCUGAGUUUUAAUUUGAAUAUUUCUAAAUUCAGACACUGAGUGAAUAUUCAGCGAACGACACCUUUUUAUAUGGUGACGAUAUCAAUUUCAACUUCAUUGAAAUGCAGUUUUAUCUCAAAAUGAACUGUCACCACUGAACACCAUUAACUUUGUUUAACCUUC